Entamoeba invadens IP1 is the source of this 519-nucleotide messenger RNA. RefSeq lists its product as hypothetical. Lineage: Eukaryota; Evosea; Mastigamoebida; Endamoebidae. Gene Ontology annotation, cellular component: cytoplasm. The transcript has a single exon. The record is from RefSeq and is a predicted model, not a curated record. Gene Ontology annotation, molecular function: calcium ion binding. The coding region runs from base 1 to 519 and encodes 172 amino acids.
AUGAUUGUGUAUAUGGAUGUUUUCACUGGUGAUGAGAUGUAUAACGACUCAUUCACAAUUAGACAAGAAGGAUGCAUGGAUAUCAUCGACGCCAAAUUCAUUGAGAAGAGAGAAGAAGACUUCGGAAUUGCUUCUAAUGCUGAUGAAGAUGCCGAAGAAGGAGCUGCUGGUGAAGGACUUGAUGCCCCAGGCGUCGAGAAGGUCAUUGAUGUCGUUGAAGGAGCACAACUUGUCCAACAAGAUGGGUUCACCAAGUCUGCUUAUAUGGCACACAUCAAGGGGUAUUUCAAACACAUGAUCGAGCACUUGACUGCCACCAACCCAGAAAGAGUUGCUGGCUUCAAGACUGAGGCUCAAGCCUUCGUCAAGAAAGUCAUUGAAAACUUCAAGGACUGCACUUUCUACUCCGGAAAGUCCAUGGACGUCGAUGAUGGAUGCCUCAUUGUUUCAAUUUACCACGAUGGAACCAACCCAGUCUUCUACUUCUUCAGAGACGGAAUGAAACACGAGAGAUAUUAA